Ilyonectria robusta is the source of this 1116-nucleotide messenger RNA. Its product is annotated as cytidine deaminase-like protein. Gene Ontology annotation, biological process: tRNA wobble adenosine to inosine editing. Gene Ontology annotation, cellular component: nucleus; cytoplasm. The record is from RefSeq and is a predicted model, not a curated record. The coding region runs from base 1 to 1116 and encodes 371 amino acids. Lineage: Eukaryota; Fungi; Ascomycota; Sordariomycetes; Hypocreales; Nectriaceae. Gene Ontology annotation, molecular function: tRNA-specific adenosine-34 deaminase activity. The transcript has 3 exons.
AUGGCGCCCAAUUCACAGCAGCUGGUCAAAGGACACCAUGUCGGCAAAGAGAAUAUCCCGCCGGCUCCAGAAACGCUCACCGAUGUGCUCGGCCGCUUGAGUCUCGAUGGAGGUGAUUCCGUCCCAGUGGUGAAGACCAUCGUGCCCCCAGCGCCGAGCCUCCUGAACCCUUCCGUGAUAGCUGAACGAGCUAUGCACAUGCGCUUUACCGAGGAGGCACUCGAUAUGGCACGCCUUGCACUCAGAACCAAUGAGACUCCAGUCGGUUGUGUCAUUGUACACAAUGGAAAGGUCAUUGCUAGAGGCAUGAAUGCUACCAACGUCACUCGAAAUGGAACCCGCCAUGCCGAGUUCAUGGCUAUUUCAGCUCUUCUCUCCUUGCCCGGCAAGACUGGCCCCAGGACCACUUGUCUCAAACCAAAAGUGGAAAGCCCUACUUCCCUCGAGACUUCGGAUGCCUCAUCGAACGAUUCACAGGCCCCGGAUGAGGGCAACGAAGAUGGUAGCAAGGGACACCUCUAUCCAUAUGGCCAAAAGUGGCAUCCGGACCCGCGAGUUGAUCGUUCCAUCAUCCGAGAAAGCAUCCUCUACGUCACUGUCGAACCCUGCGUUAUGUGUGCUUCGCUCCUUCGACAACUUGGUAUCAAGAAAGUCUAUUUUGGUGCCGUAAAUGACAAAUUCGGCGGGACUGGCGGUGUCUUCAGCAUCCAUGCAAACUCUUUGCCCGUUAGGGAUGACGGGCAGACCGCAAGCGCCCACCCUACCCCGAGGCCUAGUCAACUUCCUGAUGGAAGUGGCACGUUGGGAGUAUCGUUUCCUCCUGGCGGCGGAGAUGGUGGAAAUAUUGAGGCUGGAUACGAGAUCGAAGGCGGCUGGGGUCGCGAUGAGGCAGUGGCUUUGCUGCGGCGAUUCUACGUGCAAGAAAACGGACGAGCUCCGGUUCCACGCAAGAAAGAAGGUCGCGCCGCACGCUUGGCUGCCAUGAUGGAGAAGGACGGCGACGGUUUGCCGGAGGAUGCUAUGAACGACUCCGCGCAGGAUGCUGAGCAAGGUGACUUGAUCCCACUCGCAGAUGUGUUGAAAGAUCAAGUAAACAUUGCCAACGGACGAGUAUAA